Messenger RNA from Zasmidium cellare ATCC 36951, 576 nucleotides. RefSeq lists its product as uncharacterized. Gene Ontology annotation, biological process: translation. The record is from RefSeq and is a predicted model, not a curated record. Gene Ontology annotation, cellular component: ribosome. The coding region runs from base 1 to 576 and encodes 191 amino acids. NCBI's taxonomy places the organism in Eukaryota, Fungi, Ascomycota, Dothideomycetes, Mycosphaerellales, Mycosphaerellaceae. Gene Ontology annotation, molecular function: structural constituent of ribosome. The transcript has 2 exons.
AUGUCGCUCGCUCCUCAAUACGCCGCGCGACGAUGCGCUCAAUGCCUCCGCUCCUCACAGGUCAACACGCUCCGAUUCGCAGCAGCCACAGCACCAGCACGGAGGAGACAGCAAGAAUCGAGGAGAUGGCAGUCAACCGAGGCGGCAGCACCGAGCAACACGAAUCCCAAGAUCUCGGGCAUUGUAGAUCAGAUCAGUCAAUUGACCCUUCUUGAGACUGCGGAUCUUGUAUCAUCGUUGAAGUCCCGCCUCAACAUCCCCGACAUGCCAAUCGGUGGUUUCGCCGCCGCAGGCCCAGCGCAAGCAGCUGCACCGGCUGCAGUAGAAGAGCCCGAAGAAGCCGCCCCCAAGCAAGAAGAGAAGACGCUCUUCAACCUCAAACUCGAAUCCUUCGACGCCGCGGCGAAGCCCAAGGUCAUCAAGGAGGUCAAGAGCAUGUUGGGACUGAGCUUGGUGGAUAGCAAGAAGUUUGUGGAGGCGGCGCCGAAGUUGAUGAAGGAGGGUGUGCCGAAGGAGGAGGCGGAGAAGAUCAUUGAGACCCUGAAGGGGUUGGGUGCGGUUGUUAAGAUGGAGUAA